AGAGUACAUGGGAAUACCCUCCAAAAUUAAAGGCUGCCCAAUACAAAAUCAAGCUCCAUUGAAAAAAUGCAAGCAUAUCUUCUCAUACCCAUCGCCAUUUUCAUCCUCCUGAGCUCAACCGGCCACGCCACUGCAGCUCUGGUGAAGUCCGACAAAGCCCUGCAGAAGCAAUUCCUCGGCCCUCACAAUGCGGCUAGAUACGCCCUCCGGUUGGCUCCAUUAGUUUGGGACACCAAAUUGGCUCGCUACGCACAGUCAUACGCCAACAAGCGGCGGGGGGAUUGCGCUCUCCGACACUCCAACGGGCCGUACGGUGAAAACAUUUUCUGGGGGAGUGGCAAUGCGUGGUCUCCGGCACAGGCCGUGGCUGAUUGGGUGUCGGAGCGGAAAUGGUACAGCUAUUGGUCAAAUUCUUGCGUGGAAGGUGAACUGUGCGGCCAUUAUACGCAAAUAGUGUGGCGGUCCACUCGGCGGAUUGGGUGCGCUAGAGUCACUUGCAAGCAGGGUAAAGGCGUCUUCAUCACUUGCAACUAUGAUCCUCCUGGUAAUUACAUUGGGGAGAGACCUUAUUAAAAUUUACCUCACCUCCCCAUUUUGUUGUCAUCGGAGUUUGGAGAGUGUAUAUUUAAAUCAAAAUUUGUUUGUAAAAGUUUAUGUGGUUCUGUGUCUCUGAAAUUCACAUGUAAUUGAUUGAUUUUAUGUGCUGUACCCAAUACCUGUAUCCCUAUAAUAUAUAUAUAUAUAUUUUUUCAUACCCCCUCCAAAUAAAGCUUACAUUAAAUAUUUA
Molecule: messenger RNA, 787 nt
Organism: Cucurbita moschata (crookneck pumpkin)
Lineage: Eukaryota; Viridiplantae; Streptophyta; Magnoliopsida; Cucurbitales; Cucurbitaceae
Product: pathogenesis-related protein PR-1-like
Exons: 2
Coding region: 67-573 (168 amino acids)
Cellular component (GO): extracellular region
Source: RefSeq, a predicted model, not a curated record